CACUUUGUGCCCUGUGGAUUUGCAGGCUUGCGCCAAGCUGAGCCCCGUGCAGCCAAUGCUGAGGUCUUUUUCUCUUCCUUUCAUACAGGACAAUAACCAGGUGCAGGUGCUCUCCAUACUCCUCUUCCGAACAUUGGUGACUCUUCCACAGAAAAAGGAAAAAAAGACCCUGAAGACACCCCUGCGCCAGAGCCUGCUGCCACUCUUCUUCCACUGCCAUGAUGAGAAUCGGCUUGUGGCACAGGUUUCCCAGGAAACGCUGCUUUGUGUGGCCAAGUUCCUGAAGAGGAGGGAUCUUGAAAAACAGCUGAAGAACAAGAAGCUGUGGAAGUUCACCAAGUGCCUGCCGGCAGAGGACAGGAGCCGAGCGGCCGAGCACCUGCGCCGGGCCCUGCCGUACCUGCGGAACCCACAGGAGUCCCUGCGAGUGGCGGCCAUCAGGUUCACCGGCAUGGCCGGGCGGCACCUGAGGGGGAAGAGGGAAGAGCUCCAGCUCAUCUGCAGCGCCCUUGAACACCUGGCAGAGGACAUCAGCAGUGCCGUGUCAGACGCGGCACUUCAAACAUUGGAUGUCCUCCGGGCACUACAGAGUAAGCGAUACUCUGUCUUCCAGAGGCUGCAGGAUCAGCUCUGCAGGGCACGGUGGACACAGCCUCGUCUGUCGGGGCUGGGCUGCCUGCGCUGCUGGAGCUCUGCAGAGAGCUGAUGGCAGAGACUCUGUCUGCUGGGGCCACCCGAGCCAGCGUGGAUUUUCUAUUUCUUUAAUAUUGUUCUUUUCUUC
This is a messenger RNA of Passer domesticus (house sparrow), 781 nucleotides long. RefSeq lists its product as uncharacterized. NCBI's taxonomy places the organism in Eukaryota, Metazoa, Chordata, Aves, Passeriformes, Passeridae. Bases 56 to 706 code for a protein of 216 amino acids. Gene Ontology annotation, cellular component: cytoplasm. The transcript has 5 exons. The record is from RefSeq and is a predicted model, not a curated record.